GGGCUGAAGAGGAAGGAAGAUACGUUGGUGAGAAAGAGAAGAAGAAAAAUCCUGCUGAGAGAGAGCGAGUGAGGAACGAAGAAGAAAAGAGAUUAGACAACGAGGAUCUCGUGGUGUGGCCGCAGGAAGGCGCGCACACACGGUCAGCUGUGUGUCUCGUAGUUCCCCGUUAUAGAUCGCACACACAACGUGUGCGCGCUAAACAACGACUAAUAAAAAAGCGAAAUACUACGCGAGAAAGUCGAGAACAAAGAAAAAGAAAGAAAACGUAAAGAGGACAAAGGAGAGUCGAUCGAAUGGUAGUUCAAAUGAAGAAGUGACAAAAAUACGAAAUAAAGAGAGAAAAAAGUACAUAUAAAAAAGCAGAUAUAUGUGUACAAGAGAUCGUGUUGAACUUCGUAAAUGGCGGUGUCGAUAGUGUGCGUAUACGUGUGUGCGGUUAUCAUUAAAGUGGAGUGUCUUUAAAUCGCGAUUAUCGUAAAUCGUGACAAUAACGAGAACGAGAAAAAAAAAUAGACUGUCGGCCAUUUGUAAAAUUCCUUAAUUGUCGUGUGGACGUUAAAAAAUAACAAGUGUCGUGUUUAGAAGCUAAUUGAAGCAAGUGUUCACCAAAAUCGAAUGGAUUGAGCUCGUUGUUCAGUGUGCUUAUCGCUACACAUCAUUUUUUCUCGUUCUUUUCUGCGUGACACUCGAAACGUGUUUGUCUAACGACGAGAGUUUAUUCUCGGUGGAUUCGAGAGCAGCCACCGAGUUUGUUCUCGGCUGCCUCCGAAGCGCAGUCAAAGCUAGAGUAUUCCGCGAUCUUAUACCAAACCAAUGGAAUAUUCGAUCGAGGAAAAAACAACGGGAUAAACAAGUUAUGCGCAACUUUUUCGUCCGAAUAAAGUGAGAACGAGAGUGGGGCAGCGGCGCGGCGGGGAGAAAAGAGGAAACGGGGGGCAAAGAAAUCGAGAGAUUCAGGCGCCAGAUUGCGUUCAAGUUCCUCCUCUGUUUUUGUGUUUUUCCGUGCCUGCGUGUGUGGGUGUGUGUGUUUUUCCUCCGAAUUUAAUAUCAUACAUGUGCGAUCGUGUUGUUUUUUUUUCGCGAGUGCCUCCUUUUCGUUCGCUCGUAAACCGAGCAGGUAGUGAGAAGCAAAUUGAAGCGCGACUCGGAUGACGGGAAGGAGUGAGAAAAGAGGCGUCAAGAUCGAGGCAUCUUGAGGAGGGAGCACGAUGCAGGCCGAAUUGUUGUAUCGCAAGCCCCCGAUGAUGACGUCACCCCAAAACAUGCAAAUGACGCAGCCCCAGCAAAUGCAUCAAGCGGCCACCGGGCACCGAGGGAACAAACGAGAAACCCGCGACUCCCGGGAGACAAUACAUUCGGGACAUUUUAUGGUGUCCGAUUUCGAGGCCGAGGCGCAGGACGACGAAGACGAACUCGCGGUCCCGGUGCCCGAAGAAGAAGCCGCGCGCUUGGCCAUCAUCGCGCCCAUCGGAUUCUCCCUCGAAAAAUUCGUCUCCAAUUCUUCCGUUGACAAAACCUCGCAACAAUUGAGCAUCGAGACUUCCCUCAACAAGCUCUUUCAGUGCAUGUCGCUUGCGUACAGACAGAAGUUGACGUCGCCAAAAUGGAACCGUUUCAAGGGCAUAAGGUUAAGAUGGAAGGACAAGAUUCGGUUGAACAACGUGAUAUGGCGAUGUUGGCACAUGCAGUUCAUUUUGAAGCAGAAUACUCUCGUGUGCCAAUUCGCUUCGCCACUCGACGUCGAUACCCACAACAAACCGGAGGCUGUUGUCCUCGAAGGCAAAUACUGGAAGAGAAAACUCGCUGCGGUUACUGCGGAGUACAAGAAAUGGCGGAUGUUUUACAGGAACAAGAUCCUUGGAUGGACGAACAAGGAUGGUACGGACAUGUUGGAAUCAAUGGACAUGUUGGACUGGGGCAGUGGUAUGUGUUCGUCAGGGGGCUUCGGAACGGGUCUUGGAAACUCUUACGGGGGUUCGAGCGGUUUUUCCGGUUCGGAGAGCGUCCACAGCAUGAUGGUCGAUGAGGAUUACAUGGAGUUGAUGACGGAUACAUUGUUUUCGACCAUUAGUUCUAAUCAGCCCUUAUAUUUUCCGGAUCCGCGUGAAAUUGCCAGAGGCGCGAGUCUCGCAGAUUUUAUACAACCGAGUCUGGGGCCACUGCAGCCAAAUUUGGACGACUUCAUGGACACCCUCGAGCCCCUGCAGGAAUUUUUGAACUCAAAAUUGCCCUCGGUACCCGAGGAAGAGGACAUGUUCAGACAGGGGGGUCUGAACAGCAGUAAUUAUUCGGAUCUCGAGCUCAUGCAACCGAUAAACAGUCACAACAACACGAACAACAGUACGAACCAAGUCGGCCAAAUGAACGAGAGUACGGUGGUGUCCAAUCAAGCGAGCAAUCAAAACAAUCAACGGGACGAACACGCCGAACAGAGACAACAGGAUAAUGCAGAUUUACAAAAUCUUCAAUACACCGCUAAAAUUUACACGCAGCCGGAAAAUUCAUCCAUUUAUAGGAAUAAUGUAAGUUUAAGUGAUAAUUAUAGCGGGGGAAGGCAACAUUUCGAGGCAGCAGGAAUUCCGAGUCAGCAAGUAAUGCGAGAAAAGUCUCGGAACGGAAGAUCGACGUCUCGGUCGAAUCGAGUCAUUCAGCAAGCUCAACAACAGCAAAAUUCGUAUUGUCAAAAUGCCCAAGUCGUGACUUAUCAACAACAGCAGCAGCCAUUUUCGAUAGAUUUGCAAACGGUGCAAUUGAAUUCGAGUGUGAAUCAGGUCGAGCUAAAUUCCCUUACUGAUGCGAGCCAAAUGACGGGACACAUGACCGGGGCUGCGAAUUACGGGCAAACGAGUCCGCAGCCUCGUGCAAUACGGCCUCUGCCUUCUGUUGUUCCGCAACAACAACAGCAGCAGCCAAUCACGGACUCUUUUAAAAUCAUUCAACAACCCCAGCAAGGCUACAAAUUUACAGCCCCUGGACCAAAUUUCAAUGCUCAACAUUGCAAAUUUCGUAAUAGUGGCUUCAAGACUCUCGCUGGUCAACCAGUAGUAACGGUGUCGACGAAUCAGCCGAACCAAUCGCACAUUCUGUUACAAUGCAGACCUUCGGGUCUCGAUCUUACCGCACCUGCGUUACACCCCACAAAACUCUUGCCACGACCCACACAAACAAAUUCGACGAGUGACAAGGAAGAAGUUUUCGCUGUACCCAAGUAUCAAAUGAAGGCGCGAAAUCGUUCGCGGAGCAGUUCUUCACUUGGGCCACAGCGAAUCCAGCCUCCCCCCCUCGUCUCCGCGGUCAGUGAUCCCGCUUUAAAUAUAAACAACAAUGUUUUACUCGCCCAUUUACUUACCAACAAUACAACGGGACUGUACACGGUGAGUAGCGGGCCCGAGCACAAAGUGAUGGCAACGUCGAGUCAUCAGAAUUCGAUGAAGCACAUAUUGCCCAUGUUAUCAGCGAGUCCGGCGUCCUCGGGACAGCAACAAACGUCACAGUCACAACAGCAACAACAAAUAUCGAGUAACACGACUCAUCACAUAGCAACUCCGAUUACCAUACAAACGAUUACGAAUUCGUCGAGCAUGUCCCCGAAUCAGCAGCAGCAGCAGCAGCAGCAACAGAACGCACCCGGACAAGUACUUUUACCAUCGAAGAAUCAAGCGUCGCAGCAGCAGCAGCAGCAUCAAGGCAGCACUAGCCCGAGUUCGCCGAAAGAUUCAUCGAAGGCUCACAGUCCUCAAGGUCCGAGUCUUAGUCCGUUGCACAGUCCGAUGAGCCUGGGGAGUCCGUUGUCACCUUCGCGUAGCAAUUAUGGCGGGAAAGGUGAUGGGCAACAGCCGGAAAGAGGACAGUACAAGGAACAGAGACGCGUCGGUCAUAUUCAUGCCGAGCAGAAGCGUCGUUACAACAUUAAAAAUGGCUUUGACAUGCUUCACAGUCUUAUACCCCAAUUGAAUCAAAAUCCGAAUACCAAAUUGAGCAAAGCGGCUAUGCUACAAAAAGGUGCCGAUUACAUAAAACAAUUGAGAGCUGAGAGACACCAGUUGAAGGAAGAAAUGGACAGUCUCAAAAACCAAAUUGAGUGCCUCAACACUUCGAUUAGCAAUUGCCAGUCGAUGCUACCAGCGACUGGAGCCCCGAUUUCUCGGCAGAGGACCAACAAAAUGAAGGAGAUGUUCGACGAAUACGUGCGGAAACGUACGAGAGAAAAUUGGAAGUUUUGGAUCUUCAGCAUAUUGCUCGAGCCUCUGAUGAUAUCGUUCAAUGCUUCGGUCUCUACGGCCAGUAUAGAGGAUUUGUACAGGAGCACGAUUCUCUGGGUUGAGCAACAUUGCUCCCUCGUUGAUCUUAGGCCAGCCGUGUUAAAUUCCCUGAGGCAUUUGUGCACGGCGACCGACAUACUAUCGGAUCCUUUAAGAUUGCCGGAAGAGGCAAUGGCCGCGGUAAAUCACACGGAACGACGUCGUUCAACGCAGUGAUGAAAGCGAAUGCCUUCCUCUCUUCAAUUUCGUGGUACACCGUAGCGUUUAUUUAUCCUUGUAACCGAUGGAAAAGCGUUACGCUAACAAGAGAAAAACCAAAAUUUCACAAACUCGCUCGCAGCAAUUUAUUUGUCGCUCGACAAACCAACACGUCAAUAAUUGUGAGAAAAAAGCGAGAUAAAAUUAGUUUCUAUAGGAAAAACCAAGUGCAAUUUUCUUUUCUAUACAUCGACCGACAAAAAUCUUGGUAGAUUGCUCUUUAUUUUUAUCCUUUUUUAAAAAUCAUUAUCUACUCGAGUUUAUUUUAGAAUUAAUCAUUGGCCUGUGUAAAAAAGAUUUUUAAUAACCGUUUUUAUCUUUGUUAGAAAAGUUAUCUCUUCGCCGUUAAUUACUGUUCUAUUUUCUCAUACACUUCUUUAUUUUUAUUUUUAUUUUUCUUUGUUUUGCCACCGAAUCACGUAGAACGAAUCAUUCCAUAUAUUUCGGCACAAAAACAGAAGCUAACGGCGAAUCCAGAGUGGUUGAGAGUACAAUUUCGUUCAGGCACAUCCAGACAGUAAAAUCUUUUACUGUCUGGAUGUGCCUGAACAUCGAUUAUUAGCCGCGAAAAAAAACACCCGUAGGAAAUUUUUUAAAUAAUAUACUUUAUUCGAAUCCUCGCGAAACCAAUGCGAAGUUCAAAGUGCCAUGAAUUGAGAUGAAAUAAAAACAAAUCGGAACUAUUCAAAGCAGGCACAAACGGAAGUGCGAUUGAUUUUACUUGGAAUUUAGAAUUAUUAUAAAUCUUACGUGAGUCAUGAAAGAGGGGCAAAAUAAUCAAUUUUAAAUAUUUUCGGAAAAAAUAUAUCUAUAGCAUAGAUAUUAGAUUAAUCGCCGAACCAAGUGACCUUCGAUGUACUCAAUUUCGCUUAAUUUUUGGGAAAAUCAAGAGUAUGAACGAUUAUUCGUCUUCUUUCUGUUCUUCUUUUUAAAGCCAACGACGUACCUACGUAAUUUGUUUACUUAAACGCGUAACGUUCAUAACCUAUGAUGAAAAUCGCCAAUUUAUCGCGAGAACUAUACAUAUAAAUAUAUAAAUAUAUAGACGUAGCUAAGAAAACAGCAACGGGAUGUUUUUUGUACAUUAUGUAUCAUAAUUAUCAUCGAGAUUUUCGUCUUAGCUGUUAUCCAAAUGUUAUUAUUCUCGCAUUAAAAUAAUUAUUACAAAAUGA
Molecule: messenger RNA, 5695 nt
Organism: Venturia canescens
Lineage: Eukaryota; Metazoa; Arthropoda; Insecta; Hymenoptera; Ichneumonidae
Gene: Mondo
Product: MLX interacting protein mondo
Exons: 15
Coding region: 1212-4481 (1089 amino acids)
Biological process (GO): regulation of transcription by RNA polymerase II
Cellular component (GO): nucleus
Molecular function (GO): RNA polymerase II cis-regulatory region sequence-specific DNA binding; protein dimerization activity; DNA-binding transcription factor activity, RNA polymerase II-specific
Source: RefSeq, a predicted model, not a curated record